Molecule: messenger RNA, 602 nt
Organism: Brassicogethes aeneus
Lineage: Eukaryota; Metazoa; Arthropoda; Insecta; Coleoptera; Nitidulidae
Source: the annotation of a GenBank genome assembly
GUAACUUUAGACACUUUUUGUGUUCUGUGAUCCUAACCUAAAAACCGCACAUUUCAACUUAAAUUUUUGUGAAAAUCAAUUUUUUGGAAUGGUUUUUACGACCGCAGUAAAUUUUAUAAGAGCCAGAGGUCCCGAUGAGUUUUGGCGUAAACGUAAAAUAUUUAAAAUAGCCGCCGCAUUUCAAGGCAGAAAAAGAAAUUGUUACAGUAUCGCAAUCCGUUAUGUUCAUAGAGCGUUGGUUUACGCAACAAAAGGACGUCAAUUAAAGAAAGCAGACAUGGCAAAUCUGUGGGAAACAAGAGUGACCGCAGGGUGUGAAGAGCACGGUUUACCUUACGCAGAUUUCAGGGAAGGUUUAACAAAGUCAAAUAUACUCUUAAAUAGGAAAACACUAGCUGAUUUGGCAUGUUACGAACCUCAUUCAUUUAAAGCAUUAACAAAUAUUGCUAAGCAAGCUUCAGUAGAAGGUAUUGCUGGUUUAGCAAAAGCCCCUCCACUUUCAGGUGUCAGAAAUAGAAGUAAUUUGAAGUAAAUACUCCAUGGUACCAAAUUUUAGUUUGUUAUUAGUUAAAUUUUUGUUAAUAAUUAAUUUGUAAGUAAGA